CAGAUAAUAUCUGAAAGGAGAGAGGUCUACAUGGCAAUCACUCGUUUGGGAAAGCGUACGAGGAACUCCAUGCUAAUUUCUCGUAACGAAUUAGUAUAUGUUUUUGUUUUUUAAUUAAUUUAACAACGCAGGUAUAACACCGUAAAAGGAAACUUCUUCUCCAAACUGUUCAAGUCACCUUCCAUGCUAAAGACCACAACACGUCUAAAACGCGACGUGUAUUUCCCUCUAACUUGCACCAGAAGUUAUCGUUCAAAGCUCCAAAGCAAAAUCUACGUACCGGUGCUAACGUACUAUCUCUCUAGCUGUCGCUUCUCAAUCAUCUUCUUCUUCUCUCUAUCUUUGUCCAACCAAUCAUUCCUAAUUAUACGUUUAUCAUAUAUUUAUACUUUUUUGCUAAAAUAUAUAUUUAUAUUUUAAUCACAAUAAAUCAUACACCGCCAUACCAAAAAAAGAAGAUAAAGACGAAGAAACAAGAAGCUUUACUAUUAUUAUCACCUGAAUCACAUCUGCCUUUGAGCUCCAUCAGAUGAUGAAAAUGAAGAAUUUUAUUGGUUCAAGAUUAAAGUCUUUCUCAGCAAGACAAGAUAAUUCCGAGAAGGAAUGUCGUCGUAGCUUGACGUGCAAGCAAAGUGUUAACGAGGAGUACAAGGAAGCUUUCAGGACAAACUCCUACUUAGAGAUUCGGACAAAAGCAGAAGAUCAGUUAGGCAUUACAUUCUCUACCAAACUCUCUUCUUCUUCUCCUUCUCCUUCUCCUUCAUCCUCAGAUCUGAGCUUCCAUUCACACUUCACCGAUUACUUGCUCGACCCUCCUCAAGAAACUCUCGAUACUCUUACACAAGACACGAGUUUCCACAAUCUUCUAGUUAAAUACUUUGACUUUAGCUCCGAUGCUUGUGAUGUAUGUGAGUCUCUCCUUCAAUGCAUCCAACAAAUUAAGAUCAAUGACAUGAAACUCAAAAGGGUUAUCAAGAUUGGGAAAAGGGUUUGUAAUGGUGCUAAAACCCCGGACCUCUGUGCUUUGAUAUUUCAAGAGCUCUCGAGAUACGCCUUGCUGAAAAACCCUUUAUAUUGUAUCAUCGACAAAGCUCAGUUCCCCAGAGUUCAUGAUGCAAACUCGGAUUUGCUCGCUAGAUUGACAUCGAAAAGGAGAAGAAUCAGAAGAAAAAUAUGGUUCUUUACAUUUUGCAAGAAUCUAGGAGGUUGUAGUCUAGUGGAUAUUGCAGCUAAAGCAACUUUCAUAAUGAUGAAUGAUUUGGAUACUCUGAGUAGACUUGCCGGGAGACUAUUCGAUGAGAUAGAGCAUAGAAAAACCGUAGCUGCGAUGUGCGCAAAGAGUGGGAAGAUUGAAGUGUUAAAGGAAGCCUUGAGAGUGUUUAAUGGACAUCAAGAAAGAUUCUCAGAGCUGUUGCAAGAGCUUGAAGAACAUCUAUACCUAUGUUUCCACACUAUUAAUAGAUCAAGAAGACUAGUGUUAACGCAAAUCACGGGACCAAAUUCUUGAUUAUUUGAUUAUUUUGGUUCAUCAAAAUAAAUACUUGUGUAGGGCUUAUGAAUUAAGUAUCAUAAAAACGUAAGAAUGUCUUUUAUUGGUUUCUUCAUGAUUAGUUAAACGAAAGAUGUUUUAGAAAAUAUUUGAAGUUUC
This is a messenger RNA of Raphanus sativus (radish), 1648 nucleotides long. Its product is annotated as UPF0496 protein At1g20180-like. The record is from RefSeq and is a predicted model, not a curated record. Bases 530 to 1507 code for a protein of 325 amino acids. The transcript is spliced from 2 exons. NCBI's taxonomy places the organism in Eukaryota, Viridiplantae, Streptophyta, Magnoliopsida, Brassicales, Brassicaceae.